Molecule: messenger RNA, 1306 nt
Organism: Trematomus bernacchii (emerald rockcod)
Lineage: Eukaryota; Metazoa; Chordata; Actinopteri; Perciformes; Nototheniidae
Gene: cfap96
Product: chromosome unknown C4orf47 homolog
Exons: 7
Coding region: 1-939 (312 amino acids)
Cellular component (GO): centrosome
Source: RefSeq, a predicted model, not a curated record
AUGCCAUCAGGAUAUGUGAAGAGUGACAUGGAGCGUCUGGGUGUCUUCAAAGAGAUGAGCUACAUCUCUGUAGGAGACAAGUACACCCCGCCCCACAACCGUCCUUUUAAUGAGUCGGCCCACCGCAGCAGACAGAUGCUGGCGGGGGUUUCUAAACAGCGAUGUGCUCUACAGAACGGCUUCUUCGAUCAGUCCUUCAAACGGAUAUUUGAGCGAGAAGCUCUGAGUGACCCUGUGAGACUGGCUCGACAGAACCGCAACCAGCAGAACAACAAGAACCUGGGCAAGGCCUUCCUGCCCUGUAACAGGGUCACACAGCCCUGUGGGUCAGGCAGUUACUACGGGACUCUGUCAGGACCGCUGGAGGCCAUGAGUCCGCUGUCAGUCACACAGAAAGCCCACCGCUCUCCUGGACGCAACAUCGUCACCUCCCCCUCCAAGAAAGGCAGUGGUUACAGCUAUCCCAAUGUGACUCUGUCCAGAAUUGAGUUGUAUGCGUCCGACCCGUACAGCAGAACCAGAGAAGUUCUGAAGAAGGAGGCAGCAAUCCAUCACUCCAAGUUAAAAGAUGGCCCCUUCAGACUCAACCUCCAUCCAAGAGAUUAUUUCCAAGGCAACCCAUACCGCAGUGACAAGCCCCUCCCACCCGCAAACAAGCCCCUCCCAUCUGACCAGAAGAUUUCUGUAGUCCCCUUCAAGCCCCCGUCCCCCAACAAAAAGAUUGGAGGAAUGAAAGCAGGGACGUUUGGCUCCUACCCCAUGCAUUCUGCUGAUCCAUACGCCCUCCGCCGAUCCAAAAAAGCUGUUCAGGAGCCAGUGUUCUAUCCGGCUCCUGGUCCCAAGAGCAUACCUGUCAAGAGUAUCAUCUCUGUCAAUGUGAACAGGAAUGUGCACUCUUCAAACUACACCUCAACUGUUCCAGCUGUGAUGACCUUCUGACUACAUUACCCACACUGCAGAAACUGCAGACCUUACUCUAAUCUAAUAUUUAGAUUUUAAGUCUAGUUAGUCUUGUUGUGACUACAAGUGCUUAAUUGCUUUAAGAAGAUACUAAAGCAUCCUGAAGUAAAUGUUACUUGUACUAGUCUUUAUAAACAACAAUGUUGAGGUUUUUUUAAGUAGGUGGUAGGGGACCUGUCUGCGAAAAAUGUAAGACCAACACUGCCUGAUUUUUGCGACCAUCAACCAUAAUAUUUCUUGGUAUAGAACUCUUGAAAACGUUUUUAUCCCAACAUGUUAGUCUUUGCCAUCUUCAGUGGCUUUGACCUUUGGCUUCUUUAUUUCCUUUUUCUCAUACUCAGUAACA